CCCCUGUGGUCAUCAAGAUCUUGAGAUUUGAUUGACUUAAUAAUGGGAUACCGUUUAUAUUUAAAGCCAACGGAUAUCACUCGAAACUGGGAUUUGAUAUCUGGAGAUUAACAGUUCCUGAGUGAUUUUAGAAACAGCUUUAAAAUGAUGCAACCAUUGUAUAUUGUCUUGCUACUCGCCUUCGUCCAUUGCGUGGUAUCUGAUGGAACGGCCAAAGUAAAGCAAGCUAAUCAGCCAGCCUACCAAUCAGUUCGUCAACCAUAUUACAGACAAUAUGACGGAGGCAGUGCUAGUUACGAUUACAACAACGCCAACGCCAACGCUUACCGAAAUUACGACGCUGGACGCUCAGGAUACGCUUACUAUCCUUCUUCAUCUUAUGAUACCAAUUCCCAUUACCUUCACCUAUCAGGAGGAGUCUACAGGCCAUACGACUACGGCUACUCCUCUUACGGUGCUGGAUACAGGCCAUAUGCCUAUGACAAUGCCUACAACAACUAUUACGACGGUUCAUCAAGUCAAUACGUAGGACAUCCUCAAGUUCAAUAUGGUGCAUCCUACUAAGAUGUUAAGAACCUGAAACAUUCUGUGAUGUCAUAAUGAAAAGCAUCAUCACCAUUCUACAGUAAACAUCAUAUUCAACUAAGCCAACAUUUUAUUGAGCUUAUUUUUGUUAAUGAUUUCAAACAAUUAAAUUUUUUUUCUUCAUGAAUAUGCUUUUUUCCCACUAUUUUUUUGUAAAAAAAUAAAUAUUUCUUU
Molecule: messenger RNA, 759 nt
Organism: Parasteatoda tepidariorum (common house spider)
Lineage: Eukaryota; Metazoa; Arthropoda; Arachnida; Araneae; Theridiidae
Source: RefSeq, a predicted model, not a curated record